CGUCGGGGCGCGGAGGCCGGCGGCGGGGGGCGGGCGCUCGGCAGCGGCGGCGGCGGCUCCGCGGGUGCUCGGCUGCAGCGGGAGCGCGGGGGAGCCGAGCGGCGGCCCCUCCGCCCUCCUCGUCCCCGUCCCCCAUGAGGCCCGAGUGAGCCUGGCGCCGCGCUCCCGCCUGCCCGCGUCUCUCGGCCGAGCGCAGCGGCCGCGGCUCCCCCCGGCGCGGCGGCGGAGGAGCAUGUCGGACGGUUUUGAUCGGGCCCCAGGUGCUGGUCGGGGCCGGAGCCGGGGCCUGGGCCGCGGAGGGGGCGGGCCGGAGGGCGGCGGUUUCCCGAACGGAGCGGGGCCUGCGGAGCGGCCGCCGCAGCCCAAAGCCCCGGGCUUCCUGCAGCCGCCGCCGCUGCGCCAGCCCCGGACGUCCCCGCCGCCAGGGGCCCAGUGCGAGGCCCCCGCCGGCCCCCCGCGGCCCGCGGCGCUCCCAGAACAACCGCGGCCCCCGAGAGCUCCACCCGGUUCUCAGGAUAACUUCCCGAGGCAGAGCCCCGAGUCAGCAAUGGCCAAACCCCAGGUGGUCGUAGCUCCGGUGGUGAUAAUGUCUAAGCUGUCUGCGAACGCCCCUGAGUUUUACCCAUCGGGUUAUUCAUCUAAUUAUACGGAAUCCUAUGAGGAUGGUUGUGAGGAUUAUCCCACUCUAUCAGAAUAUGUUCAGGAUUUUUUGAAUCAUCUUACAGAACAGCCUGGCAGUUUUGAAACUGAAAUUGAACAGUUUGCAGAGGCCUUGAAUAGCUGGGUUACAACAGAUGAUGCUUUGCAGGAGCUUGUGGAGCUCAUCUAUCAGCAGGCCACAUCCAUCCCAAAUUUCUCUUAUAUGGGAGCUCGUCUGUGUAAUUACCUGUCCCAUCAUCUCACAAUUAGUCCACAGAGUGGCAACUUCCGCCAAUUGCUGCUUAAAAGAUGUCGGACUGAAUAUGAAGUUAAAGACCAAGCUGCAAAAGGGGAUGAAGUAACCCGGAAGCGUUUUCAUGCAUUUGUGCUCUUUUUGGGAGAACUUUAUCUUAACCUGGAGAUCAAGGGAACAAAUGGACAGGUUACAAGAGCAGAUAUUCUUCAGGCUGGUCUUCGGGAGUUGCUGAAUGCCCUCUUUUCUAAUCCUGUGGAUGACAACUUAAUCUGUGCAGUAAAAUUAUUAAAGUUGACAGGAUCAGUUUUAGAAGAUGCCUGGAAUGAAAAGGGAAAGGCUGAUAUGGGGGAAAUUAUUCAAAGAAUUGAAAAUGUUGUCCUAGAUGCACAUUGCAGCAGAGAUGUGAAACAGAUGCUCCUGAAGCUCGUAGAGCUCCGGUCAAGUAAUUGGGGUAGAGUUCAUGUAACCUCAACUUAUAGAGAAGCAACACCUGAAAAUGAUCCUAAUUAUUUUAUGAAUGAACCAACAUUUUAUACUUCUGAUGGUGUUCCUUUCACUGCAGCUGAUCCAGAUUACCAAGAGAAAUAUCAAGAGUUACUUGAAAGAGAAGAUUUUUUUCCAGAUUAUGAAGAAAAUGGAACAGACUUAUCAGGGGCUGGUGAUCCAUACUUGGAUGAUAUUGAUGAUGAGAUGGACCCAGAGAUAGAAGAAGCAUAUGAAAAGUUUUGUUUGGAAUCAGAGCGUAAGCGAAAACAGUAAAGCUAAAUCUCAGCAUAUCAGUUUUAUAAAGCAGUUUAGGUUAUGGUGAUUUAGCAGUCCACAGGAAAAUAAGAAAAUUUGUCAUACCAAAUUAAGGAUCUUGAGUUAUGUUACUAAUGUAUGUAACUUUAAUUUUGUUUAACACUAUCUGCCAAAAUAAACUUUAUUCCCUAUAACUUAAAAUGUAUAUAUAUAUAAUAGUUUAUUAUGUACAGUUAAUUCCACUGUUUUGGCUGCAAUAAAAUCAUUUUUGAAAUAAACGUUGAAAGUAAAUUUUGCUAGCUGGCUAGAAAGUUAUCCUUUAAAUUCUACUUUCCUUGAGGGAAAAAGUUUUUGUUUGGAAAUACAUAUUACUGCAAAAAUGUAGCAUCCUUUUUUUAGAUAUGAGUGUCAUAGCUUUCAUUUAGUUUUACAAUGGUGUCUCAAUAAAUUUGUUUUCAAAUAUGAAUCACAAUCAUUAAAUUCUUUACCAUUAAAGUUUUAGACUAUAUCAUUAACAACUGACUUACCUAUCCAGCUGCUAUUUGAUACCAGGGAUUUUUAAAAUGUCAUUAAAAAAAUUAGAACUCCCAAGUAAACUAAGAUUCUUUAUUGAGGGUUUGCUAUUCUAGAAUUACUUUUUUUUUUUAAGCCUAACUUCAUUUUCUUCAAACCUAGAGCUUUAUUUGGCCUUUUCAUUUUUCACUUUGUAGCAUGAGUUGCAUUGACUUUUUACUGGAGAGUUUUAUGUCACUCAUGUUCUCAUCGGCUUUAUAAUUGAUACACCUUACAGAUCAGUUUUCUAAUACUUUUACUAUAAUGUGGUACCACCUUGGCCCUAGUAUUUUUAUGUAAUGUCAAAUCUUUUUUCCAACUAACUAAAAAGUAAAACUUAUGUACAAAAGGAUUGCUUGUAAAUAUGCAUGUAAAUAGUGAAUAACCCACUGUUUUACAUUUGGUACAUCUGUGUCUGCUAAUACAGGUGGCUGUCUCACUUUUCUGCUUGUUUUCUUCAGUCUGAAUUAAAAUUAGACUUUGAAAAUAAAAUUUAAAUAGUUUUGUUUCCUCUUAA
Sorex fumeus (smoky shrew) is the source of this 2705-nucleotide messenger RNA. It is a transcript of the gene PAIP1, whose product is annotated as poly(A) binding protein interacting protein 1. Bases 233 to 1654 code for a protein of 473 amino acids. The record is from RefSeq and is a predicted model, not a curated record. Gene Ontology annotation, molecular function: protein binding; translation activator activity; RNA binding. The transcript has 11 exons. NCBI's taxonomy places the organism in Eukaryota, Metazoa, Chordata, Mammalia, Eulipotyphla, Soricidae. Gene Ontology annotation, biological process: regulation of translational initiation.